This is a messenger RNA of Bombina bombina (fire-bellied toad), 3915 nucleotides long. RefSeq lists its product as uncharacterized. The transcript has 2 exons. The record is from RefSeq and is a predicted model, not a curated record. NCBI's taxonomy places the organism in Eukaryota, Metazoa, Chordata, Amphibia, Anura, Bombinatoridae. Bases 923 to 3037 code for a protein of 704 amino acids.
UGGGUGCAGUAAUUGCUCAUAUGACACUUGCUUAAACUUGUGUUGCCUUUAAGAGAGUGUGAGCAUAAGACACUUGCACUGACUUGUGUGACUUUGCCUUUAAGAGAGUGAAAGCAUUGCACUAACUUGGGUGACUUUGCCUUUAAGAGAGUGUGCCUUUAACAGAGUAAAAGACAUUAAUUAACUUCAAGUAGAUGACACUGAAUUUUGCUAAGUCAUGCUACAAGUGGUAAGCAACCGAUGGAUGCUGAUGAUAAGAAGUCAAAACCCAGACAGAACAAGGGUGUAACCUUGGCAGGGGUCACUUACUGACAUUAAGGAACACAUUGGUAUAGGGGCAAAUGCCAUGGUAAUAUUGUUAAUUAUUAUUAAGUGCAAUAGGCUAAGUAAGAUUGUUUGCAAUAGGCUAAGUAAUAAAGCCAUUAUUGAUGUUUAGCUAUUAAUUAUAUCUAUAGAAAGAUUGUUAAAACCAUUAUUGAGAGUUGACAAAAGUAACUGCAUAAGACCACAUAACAGGCAGAAAAACAUGUUUGUUUGAAACUAAAGAUGACGGCAUUGCAGUUUAGGAAUACGUCAGAGAUAGUACCUGAGUAUGCCCUGAUAAGCUUGGUUGAGGCUAAAGACAGACUGGCCAGAUGUCUUGGGCCAGGGCCAAUCUCAGAGGGUGCGGUCUCAGGAUCUGUGGAGUUGCGCCAAAACUGUUACACAAGUGAACAGUAUAAAGAGGGGUACAUCUAGGCAAUCUGAUCAGUGAGUUGUCUGAUUGUGUAUUGAUUGUCAUGUCUGAUGUCUGAUGUCUGAGCCAGUCUGAGUAUUUGUGGUGUGUGUAUUUGAGUGUAUUUUUGGGACCCAUGGAUGGACGCAUCCUCGGUGUUGUUUCCCGCUGAUCGCCUGUUUUUCUCCUGGUCCAAAGAUUGCCCAGAUGUCCCCUCCCAUUGCGCCCCAGAAGCGGCAGGAUAGGAUGAUGCAAACAGAGAUCACGAUUCUUGUUGACAGGGCUGCUAUUGUAACCGGUGCUCUGUUGGGACUCCUUUUGGCCGCAUGCGUAAGCCAAGCACUGAUGAGCCAGAGGAUGAAACGUGAGGUGUCCGGUGCCAGCUAUCACACCUUCUAUGAGGGAAGCAUGACCGUUCCGUAUUGCACAACAUGGGCAUCCUGCUCCAUCCCAUUUACCUUUGAUGACAACGUAAUCUGUUUGACCGAAAAUGAAUAUGGAAAUUGGAUGCUCCUUACCAAGCGAGAAACGGUGGUAUUUGAACUGUCGGAAGAAGAGACAAUAACCUGUGACAUCCCUUCCUUCACUGUGCAUUGUGUAACUAAAGAUUUUUGUUCUACUGCAGUGACCAGGGAAGACUGCAAGGACUCUAAGAAGGAUGAGAGCUGGACAAUUGUUUUACCGGAUGAGAACUUAAUAUUUGAAUUGCAAGAAGGGGUUGGGUUGAUUUGUGAAAAUCCCAGUAUGCCUUCCACUUCCCCAAAACUAACAGUGGGGAUUCAGGAACGCAUUUUAGGUUGUAAAACAUCCACUGAUACACAGGUUCGUGCUGUAAUGUUAAACAUAUCAUACACUGAUGGGGAACCAGAGGGACUGACAUAUGUGUGUAAAUAUACAGGAAAAGAGUCAUCUGAACCUCUUUUAAUGUAUAUCAGGAGACCUGUAAUGGAUGGGAAAUUAUUAAACAACCGGCACAAGGGAAAGAGGGACCAUGCACGGCGUCAUUUAGGCUCCCUGCAUGCCUCCUCAUGGGAACUUGAUAAUACCUUUGUAAAAACUGCCAAAGAUGUGUUUAAUGUGACAAAUGUUCAGGGACCAUGUUGGGUAUGUGGGUUUGUGCCUCACGGGCAGACUAGGGGUUACCCUUAUCUAGGUGUAUCUUUAACCAUGAGUAUGCUUGCCGAUAUGAUUGGGAAUAAGACUGUGUGGAAUUUUACAGGUCUUAACACACCAGGUAGGGAUGACUUGCUGGAUAAGUUGCAUCUAGCUAAUAAUGUGACUACAGGUGCUAUUAUGUUUCAAAAUCUGGAUGGGGAGAUAUAUAGUACUAAUAACCUAACCCAGCUACCUGACAUGAUAAUGUUAAUGUAUAACAUAGGACGGCUAGUUAAAAAUAGGACAGGGGUAUUCAACAUUAAACUGAAAUUCUAUGACUUCUCAUAUUUGACUUAUGCCCAUGAGAAAUGGAAGACUAAGUUUGGUGAGCCCAGAGACCUUAUUAAAGACUGGUACCAGCUUAAUAGGGAAACACUAGCAGGUAACACACGGACUAAGGAUGGGAGGAAGCGAUUGAAUAGGAUAUGUCCUCCUUUUGUUAAACUGCCAGUGGGAUAUUAUUGGUUGUGUGGGAGGUGGGCAGUAAAGGUAAUACCUUGCACCCAUUAUGGCCCAUGCUUUUUAGGAUAUAUAUUCCCUGCUUUUAACAUAACCACCACGCUUCCACCACCUAUAUUGCAUAGAACACGAAGAUACCUUGACCUGGACAAAAUACACAAUGGAGUUAAAAUUAGUGAAGGUAUGCGCCUGCUUGCAACAUUUGUCCCUCAUUAUGGGGCUGCUACAGCCCUCACUAGAUUAAACACGCUAGCUGAUUUAGUGGAUGAAGCUUUUAAUGUAACUAGAGAUGCAAUAGAGCUCUUAGCAUUAGAACAGGAACAAAUUAGGAUGGUGGCAUUGCAGAAUAGAAUGGCUCUAGACUAUCUCCUAGCUGCAGAAGGAGGAGUUUGCCAGAGAAUCCACCAGCAAUGCUGUGUGUACAUAGAAGACAAUACAGGUAAAAUCAAACAUGACCUACACAGACUAGAAGAAGUGCAAAAGCACAUACGUGAGGUACAUGAUGAUUCAUUUAGCAAAUGGCUUAAAGACUUUGACUGGACUUUUGGACUGGGGGGAUGGCUUGGAAGCUUAGGCAAGACUAUAGUUAAAUGGCUAUUAAUAAGUCUGGCUUGCUUGUGUGGGAUAUUCAUUAUAGUAAAAAUGUUUGGAUGUUUCUGUAAUACAUUAGGUAGGAUGUGUUUUAAACCAAAAGACAAUAUUACUUGAGUGUUUUAAUUAUUAAGGUAUGUGUUUAGAAACAAGCAAGGUGUCACAUGACCAAGGGGUGGAAUGUAAGGAAAGUGGGUGCAGUAAUUGCUCAUAUGACACUUGCUUAAACUUGUGUUGCCUUUAAGAGAGUGUGAGCAUAAGACACUUGCACUGACUUGUGUGACUUUGCCUUUAAGAGAGUGAAAGCAUUGCACUAACUUGGGUGACUUUGCCUUUAAGAGAGUGUGCCUUUAACAGAGUAAAAGACAUUAAUUAACUUCAAGUAGAUGACACUGAAUUUUGCUAAGUCAUGCUACAAGUGGUAAGCAACCGAUGGAUGCUGAUGAUAAGAAGUCAAAACCCAGACAGAACAAGGGUGUAACCUUGGCAGGGGUCACUUACUGACAUUAAGGAACACAUUGGUAUAGGGGCAAAUGCCAUGGUAAUAUUGUUAAUUAUUAUUAAGUGCAAUAGGCUAAGUAAGAUUGUUUGCAAUAGGCUAAGUAAUAAAGCCAUUAUUGAUGUUUAGCUAUUAAUUAUAUCUAUAGAAAGAUUGUUAAAACCAUUAUUGAGAGUUGACAAAAGUAACUGCAUAAGACCACAUAACAGGCAGAAAAACAUGUUUGUUUGAAACUAAAGAUGACGGCAUUGCAGUUUAGGAAUACGUCAGAGAUAGUACCUGAGUAUGCCCUGAUAAGCUUGGUUGAGGCUAAAGACAGACUGGCCAGAUGUCUUGGGCCAGGGCCAAUCUCAGAGGGUGCGGUCUCAGGAUCUGUGGAGUUGCGCCAAAACUGUUACACAAGUGAACAGUAUAAAGAGGGGUACAUCUAGGCAAUCUGAUCAGUGAGUUGUCUGAUUGUGUAUUGAUUGUCAUGUCUGAUGUCUGAGCCAGUCUG